Molecule: messenger RNA, 2273 nt
Organism: Diachasmimorpha longicaudata
Lineage: Eukaryota; Metazoa; Arthropoda; Insecta; Hymenoptera; Braconidae
Exons: 3
Coding region: 128-2026 (632 amino acids)
Source: RefSeq, a predicted model, not a curated record
CACUCGUCGAAGAAGUUCAACUCCCGGGACACCCGUUCCCAUGAGUAAGACGGGAUUCUUAAUAAAUGCGUUGAAGUGGUGUCACAUUUGUUAAUUCAAAAGAGUAUCGUGUAUCAAAAUAAUAACAAUGUGGAAGCUGUUGGGGUGCGUCACAUUAGUGGCAGCGCUCUCGAUGUGCCAGGUCUAUGGGAAAACUAAGAGAGCCAUAAAUGGUGAUUCAGGAGCGCAAGCUUCAUUUGAGGGAUAUGUUUACAAACCCCCCCAGAAACCCUUCCCUCUACCACCCGUGCGGCAGCAGACAACCCCUCCCCCCAAUAGGCCACUGAUCACUCAGCCUACCCAAACUCGGCCUCCAGUAAGUCAACCUCCAUACAGACCUCCAGUGACUCAGCCACCGUACAGGCCUCCAGUAACUCAACCUCCAUAUAGACCUCCAGUGACUCAGCCACCGCACCGGCCUCCAGUAACACAACCACCUAAACCGCCAGGAUACUCAUAUCCUAAACCAAGUGAAACAUUUCCAACUCCAACUAGAGUGCCUCCGCCAACGACUCCGAGGUCGACUACACCAAGACCUACAACGCCAAAGUUACGUUUAUCAACGCAACCGCCUCAGCAACCGGGAUAUUCAUAUCCAAAACCGAGUGAGAGCUUUCCGCCUACAACAAGAAUUCCUGUAACUCAACCACCAUAUAGGCCUCCAGUGACGCAGCCUCCCUAUAAACCUCCAGUAACUCAGCCACCAAAACAACCUGGCUACUCAUACCCAAAACCGAGUGAAACCUUUCCACCUUCAACAAGAGUUCCCUCACCAACUACGACUCGGCCAACUACACAAAGGCCUACGACUUCAAGACCACCUCCUCCAACCCAGCUACCUACAACUCCAAGACCGCGUCCCUCAACACAACCGCCUGGAUAUUCAUAUCCAAAGCCGUCUCCAACAUUCCCACUUCCUUCCAAGGUUCCACCACCAUUGCCGGUUCAACCGACAACGCCGAAGACAAUCCAGACCAGUCCACCAUACAAUUAUCCCAAACCAGUGCAGCCCUUCCGACCUACAGGAAGACCGCCAAUCAAGGAUUCACCCCAAUAUACUGCUCCAUCGCGUCCACAGCCUGUUCCUACGAGACCACCUCCCAUUAGACCCCCAUCUUCCUCUGAAUAUCUUCCUCCAGUGAGAACCACUCCACGUUCACAAACUGUUCCAACCAGAGCUCCCCCUGUUCAACCUCGAGUUACUCAGCCACCUCCAACAAGGUCUCCUCCUACUAAACCACCAACCACAACUUCGCCAGAAUAUCUUCCUCCUAUACGAACCACUCCACGGUCACAACCUGUUCCAACUAGACCCCCACCUACUAGGCCACCAACAACCACAUCACCCGAAUAUCUUCCUCCCGCGAGAACUACUCCACGUCCACAACCUAUCCCAACCAGACCUCCCCCUACUAGACUUCCAUCCCCAUCAUCACCGGAAUACCUUCCUCCCGUUCGAACAACACCACGUCCAAAACCUAUCCCAACCAGACCACCUUCUACUAAACCUCCAUCCACUAGACCAACAACGUCAUCACCUGAAUACCUUCCGCCCCCUACGAAACCACACUUCGAUACCCCAAAAACAAAUCCACCGAAAUACCUUCCCCCUAUUGAAGCUACGACAAGACGACCACCACCACCGCCACCACCCACAAGACCACCUCCACCCCCCACCGCUCCACCAACUUAUCUUCCUCCUCAAACAACCGCACGUCCACUCCCUCCUGUAACGUCACCCCCUGUACAACCUCAAACCAGACCACCCCCAUAUCUUCCACCAUCCUCUCCAAGACCAACCUAUCAAACUGUCCGUCCUCCUCCAUUCCCAACCGCAAUCUACAGCAUCACUCCAAGCACAUCAACCUACCGUCCACCCCCUACUGGUAGACCCGGACCACCUCCCACCCUCCCGCCAGCAACAUCUAGACCAGUUGGAUACAACUAUGCAAUUCCGGAAAUCGCCUUUGAUUUUCGUAAACGCUAAGAAGUACAUUUAUGUUAAUAAUAAAAGAAAAAUCAUGCAAAUGAGUAGAAGAAAAUAAUUCAUUUUAUUGUUUCAAACUGAUGGAAUUCAUAAUUACGGACGUAAAUCAUCUUGAAAAUUCUCGGUUCUGUACUCAAUGCCUGAAAAUAAAGUACUAAUUCGUGUACUCAUACAAGACGAGGGAAACAACUCUAUCAAGAUAGAAUUUCCCCUAUGAAUUAAAAUAAAAAACAUUUUUUUUAACACA